Messenger RNA from Anolis carolinensis (green anole), 4838 nucleotides. RefSeq lists its product as uncharacterized. NCBI's taxonomy places the organism in Eukaryota, Metazoa, Chordata, Lepidosauria, Squamata, Anolidae. Gene Ontology annotation, cellular component: plasma membrane. Gene Ontology annotation, biological process: monosaccharide transmembrane transport. The record is from RefSeq and is a predicted model, not a curated record. The transcript has 34 exons. Gene Ontology annotation, molecular function: hexose transmembrane transporter activity. The coding region runs from base 1 to 4701 and encodes 1566 amino acids.
AUGGUGGCCUUUUUCCUGGCCGAACUGGCGCAGCACCGGUGCCUCCUUUUCCUGAUUGUCAUUUUGGGAUUCGGAGGAAACCUUCUGGUGGGAUUCCAGAUCUCCGUCAUCACUUACCCUUCCCAGGACGUCCAGGCCUUCCUGAAUGCCUCGUGGGUCCGGCGUUUUGGGGCGCCCCUCCCCCCGGAGUCGCUGACCCUGCUCUGGUCCUUCGUGGUCUCGGUCUUCUGCCUCGGGGGCCUUUGUGGCUGCCUGGCCAGCGGGACCCUCGUCCACCGACAUGGGAAGAAGAAGGUGCUGCUGGGCUCGGACGUGGUGGGCAUCCUGGGCGCCGUCCUGAUGGGCUUCAGCCGAGGGGCCGACUCCUGCGAGAUGCUGCUGGCCGGGCGCUUCUGCUACGGGGUGGCCGCAGGGAUCUGCAUGAACACCGUGGGGCCCUACCUGGUGGAGAGUUCGCCCCUCCGGCUCCGGGGCUUCGCCAUCACGGCCUCCAUGGUCUUCUUCGCGCUGGGGAAGGUCCUGGGGCAGGUCCUGGGGCUCAGGGGGGUGCUGGGGGGCCCCUCCCGGUGGCCGCUGCUCCUGGCCCUCAACGGGGUCCCCGCCCUGGCCCAGCUGCUGCUCCUCCCGCUCUUCCCGGAAACGCCGGCGCACCUCCUGCUCCAGGAAGCGGACAAGGAAGCCUGCCUCAGGGCUAUGCGGAUGCUCUGGGGCCCCGACCACGGACACGGACACGAAGCCCAAGUGGCAGAGAUGCUGCGGGAAGCGGAGUCAGAUGCCCGUGCGGACGGGAAGCGGAAGUGGGGGGCCCUGGAGGUCCUGAGGGCCCCUUCCCUGCGCUGGCCCCUUGCCCUGGCCCUCCUCCUCGUCCUCGGCCUCCAGCUCUGCGGGCUCAGCGCGAUCUACUUCUACGCCUUUGACGUCUUCCGCGCGGCCCGCAUCCAGGAGGGCCUCAUCCCCUUCGUGACGCUGGGCACCGGCGCCUCUGAGUUCCUGGCCUCCAUCCUCUGCGCCACCAUCAUCGACCGCUUCGGGCGGCGGAUCCUGCUCUGGGGCGGCUUCCUGAUGAUGGGCCUCUCCAUGGCGCUCCUCAUCCUCGCCCUCUUCUUCCAGGACCGGCUUCCUUGGCUCUCCUACUUGAGCAUUGCCUUCAUCUUCGUCUUCAUCGUCUUCUAUGCCAUCGGUCCUGCGGGGGCCACCUUCGCCUUCAUGAUGGAGGUCUUUGGCCGCACGGUCCGGCCGCCGGCGCUGGUCAUCCUGGGGACCGUCCUCUGGUUCGGACUCUUCCUCUCAGGAAUGGGCUUCCCCUUCUUGGUGGAGUCAAUGGGAUACUUCUGCUUCCUGAUCUUCUUGGCCGUGGAUGCUGGGAUCGCCGCCUUCGUCUACUUCUUCCUCCCAGAAACCAAAGGGAGGUCCGUUACGGAAAUUACCAACGAACUUCGGGGGAUUAAUUUGGGGGGCAAACGAGCCCCGGGGGGCAGCCUCUGCACUAAGUUAGGCCUCUUCCAGAUGCUGCUGGUGCUGGGGGUCGGGGGGAACCUCCUGGUGGGAUUCCAGAUUGCGGUCAUCGGCUUCCCGUCGGCGUACAUCAAGGCCUUCAUCAACGAGACCAUGGGACCGGCCGCUGCCCCCCGAGAGCAGACCCUGCUCUUCCUCUGGUCCUUGGUGGUCUCCAUCUUCGGCAUCGGGGGCCUCCUCGGGUCCCUCGUGAGCGGGUGCCUGGCCCUGCGGUUUGGCAAGAAGCGGACCCUCCUGGGCAACGACCUCCUGGUCCUUCUGGCCUCCGUCCUCCUCGCCUUCAGCCAAAGGGCCGUUUCCCUCUCGAUGCUCCUCCUCGGACGCUUCUUGUUCGGAGUCAGUGCCGGCAUCUCGAUGGCCAUCCACCCGCAAUACGCCGGAGAGGUCUCCCCAAAGGGGCUUCGGGGUUUCGCCAACGCAACGUCCGGCUUCUUCUGGUCCUUUGGGAAAUCCUUGGGGCAAAUAUUAGGACUCAGGGAGCUGCUGGGGACGCAGGGGUCGUGGCCUUGCCUGCUGUCCUUUGCCGGGGUCGCGGCCUUGGCCCAGCUGCUGACCUUGCCCUUCUUCCCAGAGUCGCCUUCAUUCCUCUUGAUCCGAGAGAAGGACGAAGCGGGGUGCCGGAAAGCCUUGCAGAGACUGUGGGGCCCCGGGGCCCACGAAGAAGGCCUGGCCGAGCUCAAGGCGGAAGCGGCACCAGACCCGCCCUUGAGCCCCUUGGCGCUGCUGAGAGACCCCUCCCUCCGGCCCCAGAUGCGGAUCCUGGCCGCCUCCGUCCUCACCUUGCAGCUCUGCGGCAUCAAUGCGGUCUAUUUCUACACUUCCGACGUCUUCCGCACUUUGGGGUUCAAGGAGGACCUGAUCCCUUACGUUUCCCUUGGAGUCGGGUUCUGCGAACUGGCUUCGGCCGUCCUUUGCGCGCUGACCAUUGACCACUUCGGCCGCCGGGCCCUCCUGUGGGGCGGCUGCGGGGCCAUGGCCACCACCCUGGGGCUGCUGACCCUCGCCCUCGGCCUCCAGGACCGGCUCCCCUGGGCCUCCUGCGCCAGCGCCGCCCUCGUCUUCCUCUUCGUCGCCGCCUUCGGACUGGGGCCCAAUGGGGCCGCCAUGUCAGUCAUGAUGGAGAUCUUCCCCCACUCGUCCCGCCCCUCGGCCUUUGUGAUUGGUGGCUGCCUCAACUGGGCGGGGCUCUUCCUCAUUGGAAUCACCUUCCCAUUCGCUGUGGUGAGUGCCUGUCAUUCCCUCGGGCCAGAUAUGCAAAUCCCGGCCUGCUCUGAGCCAGUCCAGCCACUCCUCCCUUCCUCCCUUCCUCCCUUCCUUCCUCCCUUCCUUCCUUCCUCCCUUCCUUCCUUCCUUCCUUCCUUCCUUCCUUCCUUCCUUCCUUCCUUCCCAGGGUGCCUUGGGGCCCUUCGUCUUCCUCGUCUUCGCCAUCGCCAUGGCAGCCUCUGCGACGUUCUUCUUCCUCUUCCUCCCGGAAACCAAGGGGAAGUCCUUGGCAGAAAUCGACGCAGAGUUCAAGGCGAAGCUGAGGCCGAGAAACAAGAUGGCCGCCGUCUUCCAGAAGGGCUUCCGGAAAGAUCCGUCCCCCUACGAGAACUUCUGAAUUGUUUUCUGCAUAUGCCGCCAGCUGGACAACUGGACACUCAGACCCCCGGCCUGACCCUGGAUGACCCCAGGGCCAAAAUGUCGCCCUCUUCUUCCACCUUUUGGGACGCAAUCCAGUACCGGAAGCUCCUCCAAAUGAUCCUGGUCCUGGGGAUCGGAGGGACCUUCCAGGCCGGCUUCCAGGUCUCCAUGAUCACCUUCACUUCCCCACACGUGAAGGCCUUCCUCAAUACCACUUUCCAGGACCCCAUUUCCCCCGAGACCCUCACCUUCCUCUGGUCCUCGGUCGUCUCCAUCUUCGCCUUCGGGGGCCUGUUGGGCUCCAUCGCCAGCGGCUACUUGGCCACCAAAUAUGGCAAGAAGAGGUGCCUUCUGGGCAACAACCUUGCGGUGCUGGCCGCCUCCUUGUUGCUGGCCUCCAGCCGGUGGGCCGCUUCCUUUGAGCUGAUCCUCGCCGGACGUUUCCUGUGCGGAUUCUGCACUGGGCUGGCGGUCCCUCUGCACCCGCAGUACCUGGGGGAGGUCUCCCCGAAAUCCCUCCGGGGCUUCGCCAAUGCAACCGCCUCCGCUUUCUGGAGUUUGGGGAAGGUCUGCGGACAGGUCACCGGGCAGAGGGAGGUCCUGGGCUCGGCUGACCGCUGGCCCUUCCUGAUGGCCUUCAGUGGCCUCCCGGCCUUGGUCCAGCUCCUGACGCUGCCCUUCUUCCCAGAGUCCCCGCCGGACCUCUUCUUGCGCCGAGGGGACGAGCAGCGCAGCAGGGAAGCCAUGAAGGCCUACUGGGGGGCAGGGAAGCCCUGGCAGAUCCAAGAGGAGAUGGAGGACCUUUGGCGGCAGAAGGCGAGCGGAGGCCCCUCCUCGGCCGGGGGUCCCGGGGCCUGCUGGGCCUUGUUCCGGGAGCGCUCCCUCCGCCGCCAGCUCUGCCUGCUGACCCUGCUGACCACGGCUGUCCAGCUGAGCGGCAUCCAGGCAAUCUACAGCUACACCUUCGAGGUCUUGACUGCGGCCGGGUUCAAAGAGGACGUCAUCCCGUCCUUGUCCGUGGGCCUCAGCGCCUUCGAGCUGCUCUCGGCCCUCCUCUGCAGUGCCGUCAUCGAACGGUUUGGGCGCCGUGUCCUGCUGUGGGGCGGAUACUGGGUCAUGGCCUCCGUUCUGGCCGGACUCACCUUGACCCUCUCCUUCCAGCAUUUACAGCCUUGGAUUCCUUACUGCAGCCUUGGCCUCAUUUUUGGCUAUGUCUUCUCCUUCGGGAUGGGACCAGCGGGGGCCACGGCGUCUGUCCGCAUGGAGAUCUUUGACCAGGCCUCGAGACCCUCCUCCUUCGUCUUCAGCGCAGUCUUGAAUUGGCUCGGGACCCUCUCCAUCGGGCUGGUCUUCCCCUUCAUUGUGGAAAGCUUUGGCCAGUUCUGCUUCCUCCUCUUCAUGGGCGUCUUGUACGUCUCCGGAUUCCUCGUCUACUUCUAUCUCCCAGAAACCAGAGAGAAGUCCAUCAUGGAAAUCAGGAAGGACUUCGACAAGAUUAAUUUCAAGAAGGAAUUGGAAACGAAUGCUGCCAUUGAGGCCCCCGCCUUCUGCACCAAAUUAUAAGGAGCGACUGGGGGAAAAAUAGAUUAUUUUUAUGAUUCAAAGGACUUUUUGGACCCCAAAAUCCCUUCUUUCUGGAAAUUCAAAUUUAUGCUUCCGUUUUUUGGUUAAACAAUAAAGUAACUGUUCUAGCUCUCCAA